Rhagoletis pomonella (apple maggot) is the source of this 2536-nucleotide messenger RNA. RefSeq lists its product as uncharacterized. NCBI's taxonomy places the organism in Eukaryota, Metazoa, Arthropoda, Insecta, Diptera, Tephritidae. The record is from RefSeq and is a predicted model, not a curated record.
AAAUUGCCCGGUUAAACCACAAAAGCACUGAUGACAAUACAGCUGCCUCAACGCCAAGCGGAAAGCGCUCGCACUCGCAAUAAGUUGCUCUCGCUUCACUUCAAGUGAGCAAGGAAUACGUCCACAGGUCCUUUUUAUUGAUUUUUCGCUGCCAAGUGGAAAAGUCAAACUUGGAGUAUUUGUCAAAUACUCAACUUAAGUGGCUGACAGUGAAUGCUUAUUGACGAGUACACACAAAAUUAACAUAUUUGACACGAAUUGCUGUUUUGCGAAAAAGUGUUGGUGUUACGGCAUAUCUACAACAAGAAGAGUUAAUUUGAGAAUAAAUCUUGGCAGAAAAUAUUAAAAAAAAUAUAUAUAUAUAACUCGACCAGUGUCUUUGUGCUUUGUGUCUCUGCAAUUAAGAAUCAUUGUAUUUGUGUGCAGAGCCAGCAAUGCAAAAACAGCCGAAGUGAAAAAUUCAAUCAAAAAAAGGAAACGUCCUUCGACUUUGACUCCAUUUUGAAAACAAUUUGUGUUUAAAUAGAAAGUGUCUGGGAAAAAAGUGUAUAACUGAAAAUUGCCACAUUCUGUGCAAGGAACAGAAAACCAUACAAUCCCGCCGUCCUCCUCCCCCUUCAAACUGCGGAGCUAAAUAAAAAGUAGGAAACCAAGACAAUUAAGUGUUUCAGUGCUCCAACCUACCCCACGCGACGACUGGCGUCUAACCACAACGGCAGCCUACUUACUCUCCCUCCGUGUUGGCAAUUAAUUACAGCUAUCGUGCAAGCCAGCCGCUUGUUGUUGUGCUCCUUUUCCACUUAGUUUCCUGAUGUGCCACAAGUAUAUUGUUUAAUCAAUAACGAAUAGAGCGAUUUGCGAGCACCACCGCCACCAUCACCGCGACCCCCAGUUCCAACACAUCCAUAUCCGCGUUGCAUUUGUGUGCGAGUGUGUGUUGAGAAUAUAAUAUUGCUAAGCCGUCGCGCACCCUCGCAAUGCAAAGGCAGUUGCAAACUAUUUAGACGACCGAUAGUUUAGCGUACGUUUGGUGAGCCCCUGCUAACCAGCCCUCGACGCCACCAUUCGCGUCGCAAAAAUGUACAAGACGGUGCGGCAUGGCGAAAACAGCCUACAGUAUACGAUACUGCCACAGAACGAUGACUUUCGCAUUGAGGGCAAGCUAUCGAGCGCAGGCAACAAUUGCAGCAGCGCUGCUGGCCGCAAAGGCAAGGCGCGGCGCCCCAGACGACGCUCAUUCUUCGCUUACUUGGGCUUGAUUUUCAUCUGCACCGUUAUUAUAGGUGCUAUAUUGGUGCCGUUCCUAGUGUCGGCCGAAUGCUUGCCCAAUCCCACUGAGUGGUUUCUGAAGACGAAGGCAGCACUAUCACAUGGCGGCGGCAUAAAUGGACUACACAGGAACGUUGGCGGACCGAGAGAAGCUUUGCGUAGGACGGGCGAAAAUGGUGGCGGCCACCACCUACCGCAACACAACAGCGCCGCGAGCAUUGGUCAGAAAGUGGAAAUUAUCAAUAGCGACGGCGUAGAGAAAAUCAUUUUGCGCGUCAAUAAAACGCAAGCGGAGCCGAAAUUAAAUGAUACCAAGGACAGGCCAGUUGGAUAUGUGUCGGAUAAGGAGGAGCAGCCGCCAACAGAGGAAACCAAUGCAGCUGCUGCGGAUAAAAGAAUGGAUGGAAGAACAGAACCACAAAAGGAUAUUGUCACAGUGGGAAAGGAUGACGCGAUUGCGAUCACAACCACAAUGCCGGCCCCAAAUAUCGGUGCUGGAGAUGGGCUUGGCCUGCCAAAUAAGGCAGAGCCACCACUGAAAGCGAAUAAUUUUGUUUCGGAAGUGCGUUUCGAUUCAGGCAGCAUGCAGUCAUUGCCUGGUGUUCCGCCCACCAUCGUGGUAACCACCACGAUGCACACACAGCCUGCUCAAAAUGGUAACCAAUUUAAUGGCAACAAUAAUGUGGGCAACAAUGGCGUACCAAGUCGUCCGUUACAAAAUGGCCCCGCACCCGCAAUACGUCCAACUACGUCCUUUUCGACCACCAGCAUUUAUUCGCCACAUGCACCCGCUGCAGCUUCUGCACCAGCUGCAGCUACAUUUAAUGUCAACACGAUUUCAAAUCAAAACGCCAGCGCUGUAGUCUUUCCCACCAUUACGACACGCAUCAUGCAAUUGCCGCUGCUCAAGUCUACGGCUAAGAAGCCCAUCAUACCGCCGGUGCUGGCGCGCCCCAAUUCGGAAGCUAUACCGCCCAGGCAGUCCGAUAACAGUGGCGCAGAUGCGAAUGAGCCGCUAAAAGUGAAUGCCGCAGAUGUUGUGGAGACUAAAGACGCUGACUGGAUACAAUCGCAUUGGCCUUACAUUGAUCCGUCGACCUACUUUCAGUGGACCGGGUACAAGGAGGACAGCGUUUUAUUGCCUGCAUUACUGGGUUUCGCCUUAACUGGCAUGAUUCUAAUAAUUGCGGUCUGCUUGGUGGCACGCAACAAACGCGCCAUCGUCUCCUCGGUGCGCAAGCGGAAUCGCAAUGAUGUCGAAGAGGCC